AUGGCGCGGCUCCUCGAGCUGCCGCGAGAGAUUCGCGAGCAAAUCCUCCGCGAGGUCAUUGUCUCCGCGCGCCCCGCGCCCACGUCCAUCGCCGAGUGCGGCAACAGGGUCCCCCUCCCCAACCACAUCGACGAGACCUUGCCGGACAUUACGAGCAUCUACAUCGAGGAUGGGCCCCUGAGGUUUCCCAAGGAUGCCUUGCUUGCCACCUGCCGUCAGCUGCGCUCCGAGACACAGCAGCUGUUGGAGCUUAUAGGGCCCGACAAGCUGCCUUACCAGCUCGACGUCAUGCUGGUCGAUCAGGUCGGCAUUUUCCCCACGUGGCUCGCCUUUCCCGCCAUGCCCACGCGCAUCGAGCUCCUGCGCGUGCGGGUGCGCCUCUUUGAUAAACCUGAAAAGUUUUCCCGCGAGUGGGAGGAGUGCAUCGACGAAGACGACGAGCUGACCUAUUGGAACCUCAUCGUCCUCUUCACCGUGUACAUCCUCGGCAUGUGGAAGCGCAACGACUUGGAGCCCGUCGACGAGACCACGAUACAGUCCGGCGCCGGUGACGACUGGUCUGACGUGUCGGAUGAGGGCGUUGACGACGGUUUCUCAGACAUUGCGCCCUACGUCAUCAACCGGAUCGAUCUCGAGUUCCCGCGGUCCGCGACACUGCUCGGCUUCUCUGUGCACCCACUCACCCUGCAGCAACGUCGACGCUUCAUGACGGACGAGUACUUCCAGGAGGAGCACCAGCCCGCCAUGAGGUUCAACGACGCUUUUGUCAUCCUCAGCGACCCUGAAGAGGACGACUACACCCCCUACCGCCAAGCCCUCUUCGCCAAUAUAGGGUCGAUUACAGUAUCGGGCGGCAGCACAUUCAGCAUCACCAAGAUGCUCCUCCAGUACUACGCGGAAAACCACCUCCAUAACGCGGCCACGGAUCCGGACAGCGGUUUGGAGAUGACGCAAGUUAUUAACCGGGCAAGGCGGAGGAGGCAGCAGCUGGGACUGUGGGACGAGACCGGGUGCGAGCAGUAUUCGCAGUUCAUCAAGGAUCUGGCAUUGUGGGAAGCCAUGUUCUUAGCGCACGGCGCUCAUGAGCCUGAACAGCAUGAUACAUACAUGUAG
Purpureocillium takamizusanense is the source of this 1113-nucleotide messenger RNA. RefSeq lists its product as uncharacterized. The record is from RefSeq and is a predicted model, not a curated record. The transcript has a single exon. NCBI's taxonomy places the organism in Eukaryota, Fungi, Ascomycota, Sordariomycetes, Hypocreales, Ophiocordycipitaceae. The coding region runs from base 1 to 1113 and encodes 370 amino acids.